Polychytrium aggregatum is the source of this 1374-nucleotide messenger RNA. Its product is annotated as camp-dependent protein kinase type 2. The transcript is spliced from 3 exons. The record is from RefSeq and is a predicted model, not a curated record. Gene Ontology annotation, cellular component: cAMP-dependent protein kinase complex; nucleus. NCBI's taxonomy places the organism in Eukaryota, Fungi, Chytridiomycota, Chytridiomycetes, Polychytriales. Gene Ontology annotation, biological process: peptidyl-serine phosphorylation. Gene Ontology annotation, molecular function: ATP binding; cAMP-dependent protein kinase activity. The coding region runs from base 1 to 1374 and encodes 457 amino acids.
AUGGCCUCCCUCGAGCGAACCGUCGCCUCCAAGGCCUUCAAAGGCGCUUCGCUCUCGCAGACCCCAACCCUCGCCGACUCGGCCGUCUCCAUCACCAGCGAGCCCAAGGGCUCCACCCGCUCGCCAACGCCCUGUCUCGACACCUCUGCUCACCUGGCCGACUCGGCUUCCGUUCGCAGCGCAAGCUCGCUGCCUCGGCCUGUCCCUAUCCGCCCAGCCGCACCCACUCCGCCGCCCACAUCGGCCCUGCCAAAGACCCCAACCGUCGCCAUCCAGAAGCCGGCCUAUCCCGCCGUGCCAAGCCAACAGAAUCCUGAUGGCACCAAGGUCCACUCGGACGUUCGCACACCCAGCCCGCGCGAGAUCCAGCGGCCCCACACCUUCGUCAACACCACCACCCCCAUCGAGGACACCCGCAACAAGUUUGCGCUUGCCGACUUUCAGCUCCACCGGACCCUGGGCACUGGUGCCUUUGGCCGAGUGCAUCUGUCCAAGCACAAGCAGACUGGCACCUACUAUGCCAUCAAGGUCCUCAGCAAAGAAAAGAUUGUCCGGCUGCGGCAGAUCGAGCACACCCUGAACGAGAAGGAGAUCAUGGAGCAGCUGCGGCACCCUUUCCUCGUCAACCUGAUGGGUUCCUUCAAGGAUGCCACCAAUCUGUACCUGGUCAUGGAGUACGUCCAGGGCGGUGAGCUCUUCAGCUACCUGCGCCGAUCAGGAAAACUGCCUCCGUCCGUCGCAAAGUUCUACGCUGCCGAGAUCACCCUGGCCUUUGAAUACAUCCACAAGCAUGACAUUGUCUAUCGCGAUCUCAAGCCCGAGAACAUCCUGCUGGACUCGGAGGGCCACGUCAAAAUCACCGACUUUGGAUUCGCAAAGUACAUCCCGGACAAUGUGACCUGGACACUUUGCGGCACCCCGGAGUACUUGGCGCCGGAGCUGAUUCUGAGCAAAGGCUACGGCAAGGCUAUCGACUGGUGGUCGCUGGGCAUCUUGAUCUACGAGAUGCUUGCUGGCCACCCGCCCUUUUUCGAUGACGAUCCGUUCAAGCUGUACGAAAAGAUCCUCAUCGGCAAGAUCCGUUUCCCGCUCACCUUCGAGCCCAACGCCAAGGACCUGGUCAAGCGGCUGCUGCAGAUCAACCUCAGCAAGCGCUACGGCAACCUGCACGGUGGCGUCAACGACAUCAAGAACCACAAGUGGUUCAUGAACCUGGACUGGAAGCGUCUUGCCCAGCGCAAGCUCCCGGCUCCGUACAUCCCGCCGGUCAAGGGCAGCGACGACACCUCUAACUUUGACAUUUACGACGAGGACUUUGAGGAGUACGGCCGCGACGUCGAGGAUGUCUAUGAGUCUCAGUUUGUCGAUUUUUGA